Molecule: messenger RNA, 981 nt
Organism: Lichtheimia ornata
Lineage: Eukaryota; Fungi; Mucoromycota; Mucoromycetes; Mucorales; Lichtheimiaceae
Exons: 5
Coding region: 1-981 (326 amino acids)
Biological process (GO): cellular response to oxidative stress
Cellular component (GO): cytoplasm
Molecular function (GO): quinone reductase (NADPH) activity; zinc ion binding
Source: RefSeq, a predicted model, not a curated record
AUGUCUACCGCUACUACCAUGAAAGCCAUCGUUGUUGAGCAACCCGGUGGCGUUGAUAAGCUUCUUUACAAGGAUGUCCCUAUUCCCAAAGCCGAAGGAAACAAUGUCAUUAUCAAGAACCACGCUAUUGGCGUCAAUUUUAUCGACACCUAUCAUCGUACUGGUCUCUACCCAUUACCCACCCCUUUUAUCCCUGGCCGUGAAAGUGCUGGUGAAGUGAGUGAAGUGGGUCCUGAAGUCACUGAAUUCAAGGUGGGCGAUCGUGUGGUGUACUUUGGUGCUGAGACCUAUGCCGAGUACACUGCUGCCAAGGCUUCGGGUGUCGAAAAGAUCAGUGAUCAAGUAUCCUAUGAUCAAGCUGCCACUGUGGGCCUUCAAGCUCUUACUGCAUGGACCAUGGUGCGUGAUGGAUACCCUGUCAAAAAAGGAGAUGUCAUUCUUGUUCAUGCAGCUGCUGGUGGUGUGGGUCUUUUGCUUUGUCAAAUGUGCCGUUACCUUGGUGCCACUGUCAUUGGUACUGUGAGUACAGCUGAAAAGGCAAAGCUUGCCCACGAAAAUGGAGCCGACUAUACCAUCAAUUAUAGUGAGGAGGACGUUGUCAGCAAGGUCAACGAAAUUACAAAUGGAUUGGGUUGCCAUGCCGUCUUGGAUGGUGUUGGCAAGGAUACCUUUGAAAUCUCCAUGGCUUGUGCCCGACGAUUGGGUACCUUUAUCUCCUUUGGCAAUGCCUCUGGUGUUGUGCCACCGUUCCCUGUAGCACGACUUGCAGAAAAGAAUCUUAAAUUCAUGCGUCCACAAUUGUUCGCUUACAUGGCAACCCGUGAGGAAUCGAAAAAGUGGUGGGGCGAAGUGUGGGAUCUCCUUGCCAAUGGUCAUAUUAAGACCCAUGUUCACAAGGUGUACGAUCUUAAGGAUGCUGCUCAAGCUCAUGUGGAUAUUGAAAGCCGAAAGACUACCGGUAAAUUGUUGAUCAAGCCUUAG